CCGCGGGUCACACUGUUAAAUGUCCUGCAAUACUAAAGCAGCUAGCAGUAACAGAACGCUGUAUGUCUCCGUUUGGGUGGAGUAUUGUAACUCGUCAAGACGAACAUAUGAGUGUUACAAGCGACAGACAAACAUUGCAAUACGCACUGUCAUGUUUGGAUAACAAGCAAAUAAGCUCGUUUCAAUUCCGAAGGACAAUCUAAUCGUCGUGGCAGACAUCGUCUUAUGGCGGGUCUGUCUUAUUUAGUGUUCCGUUUUUCGGGCUCCGCUGGUCGGACUUAUGGGGUGUUUUCAAAAGGAUUGACGAGGACUUUGUUGAUUUUUUUUGAUCUCGCCUGGCGACUGAGAAUCAGAUUUCCAUACCUCUACCUGAUCGCUUCGAUGAUGUUUAAUGUGCGAUUACAGGUUCAUAUUGAGAUUCACUGAGUCGGAACUUUCUGAAGUGGCCUAGGUGCUGCUUGACUACACAUUCAAAUCAGCCAUGUGGAAGAGGGUACCAGUAUGGGAAUCGAGCAUGAAAUUGUGCAGUAUGUCUCGACAUUUGUCUCUGCCACCCGUUGUAAUAGACACCCGGUGCCUUUGCUUCGGAAAAACACUGAUGAUUUCAUGAACAUUGGUUGCUGGGAUGCGCCAAGGUCUGUGUGGUUGUAUUGGGGUACAUCUCAUACAGACUCUCAUAGGCAGAUAUUCUUGAGCCACCCAUCCGGUAAGAGGAGAUUUGUGACCAGUGUAAUUUGACACUACCUGUUUGUUACAGACCAAAGGAGGGAAGAGAAACAUGAAUGAUGACAACAAUGGAAUCAAUGUUUUUGGAACCUUUCUGUUACUUCUUGGAGUUCUGUUUGACGUGUGUCUUCAUGGGUGCCCUGACUUGUCAUCCUCGAAGGCAUAACUAGAACUGUGCAAUUUAGUUUCUCAUUGAAAUUAUCAACUAGCUUGUAUUUCCACAGCAUGACAUGAAUCAGUGCAUGUUUUCUUUUCUCAGUGGUUUUGGCACUUUUUGAGCAGUUUGGGAAAUGUCUGCAUUUGAGAGGGGUAGAACAGUGAAGUUGGAAAGUAGAAGUGGGGAGAUCCUUAUAGGUCAGAAAGGUUACUGUUAAAUAUUCAGCUUUCACUGUGAGACUGUUCUGCUUAUAUUAAUAGAAACAGCAGUUGGCUUAUGUAAUGUCCUCACAAUGAUUUGGUAUAGGAUUUUGCAGUGUAUAUGUAAGCAAAGCAAAGCCUAUCCCUCUCUCAACAUCUUAUAACAUACGUUAGAUGAAGGAUUCGGGAAAGAUAUGACAGCUGCAUGAUACACACGUCACAAACUUACCAGUAAAAGAGCUAACAAGGCACUUGGAAGUGUUUGGUCAAAUAAAUGGUUGAUUUCGUCUUUGGUCUACACUAAUUCAGUCUUACUCCUUGGUAAUACCUUUUGGUGUUGUUUUUUUUUAAAUUUUAUUAAUGUAGUCACUGUUUUAAAGUGUAAUGAAUGUAAAAUGGUUGUACCCCUUUGAAAACAAUAAAUUAUUAAACAACCA
Messenger RNA from Esox lucius (northern pike), 1520 nucleotides. RefSeq names its product small integral membrane protein 10-like protein 2A. The record is from RefSeq and is a predicted model, not a curated record. Lineage: Eukaryota; Metazoa; Chordata; Actinopteri; Esociformes; Esocidae. The coding region runs from base 226 to 426 and encodes 66 amino acids. The transcript has 2 exons.